Messenger RNA from Ricinus communis (castor bean), 2668 nucleotides. Its product is annotated as tetracycline resistance protein, class H. Gene Ontology annotation, biological process: transmembrane transport. The transcript has 14 exons. The coding region runs from base 928 to 2247 and encodes 439 amino acids. Gene Ontology annotation, molecular function: transmembrane transporter activity. The record is from RefSeq and is a predicted model, not a curated record. Lineage: Eukaryota; Viridiplantae; Streptophyta; Magnoliopsida; Malpighiales; Euphorbiaceae.
AGAAAUGUAUAUACUGUCAUGAAUGAUGCCAAACUGUGUAUCUGAUAGUUAAUAAAAAAGAAAGGGUGACAAAGAUGAAAUUUACAAUUACCUGAUGAAUGUCCAGAAAUUAAUUAAACUAACGACAGGAACUUUUCAGGCAUUUAGGUGACUAGGAUCUAGACGACAAGAGACCGCAAAAAGUAAAAUUAAUUCCAUUGUCCUAUCAUACGAAAUUUCCUCAUAAUUUCACCACACCUGCCUUUUUCAUCUCUAUAUGCAACAUAUUGAUAUGGAGAAACUUCCAAACGACAUAUCACAAGUCACAUAUCCAACUUACAUCACCCAAUCUUGCAUAUAUUAGCCUGAGAUCAAGAACAGAAGAAGGCUAGCCCAAUCCAAAUCACACUGUUAAGUCAUAAACUGUGUGUGACCCAACGGCCUUCUCAUUCCAGCACAAGCAGACAAUGUCACCUUCGGUCAUCACCUCCCACUUUUCUUAAAUGGUAAAAACACAGAGAAGACUUGGCAAUAAAUUUCCUCUUUAAAGAGCGGUUGGGCUGUGCCAUUGCCAAUUAAAAGUUCCUCUUUGAAGUGUGGUUGGGUUGUCACUUGUCAUAUAUGCUAUAGCUUUGAACACAACUUAUCACUUAACCCUUCUUUCACACUGUUGGGAUUGACGUCCACUUUUAUAAGCCCUCCAUGUAUAGAUAAUUGCAAGAGUUGAGUUAAAAGACAAGAAAUACUUUGUUCUAAACACACCUGCUUUUUCAUGUUAAAUAGAAUCGCACGGCAUAAACAUUUGCCAUAAAGUUGAUGGGCCUCCUCACUUAGUUGGUAAUAUAUAGCUCUUUACUUUAGCUGCUUCUUUUGCCGUUAUUGUUGUUUUUCUUUACUGUUUCGUUGAGCUAAAGCUUGUGAAAGAGAAGGUGAGGGAACCAUAUAUACAUGAAUACGUUAAGCCAUCUCUUCUUGACUGUCUUCUUUUACAACUUCUCAACAUUCAUGGUGAUCCCCGCCAUGACUGAUGUUACUAUGUUUGCACUUUGUCCUGGACAAGUUGAGUGCUCUCUCGCUAUUUUUCUCACCGGAUUUCAACAAGCGAUCAUAGGGCUGGGAACAUUGGUAAUGAUGCCUUUGGUAGGGAAUCUAUCGGACAAAUAUGGAAGGAAAGCUUUGCUUACUAUUCCUAUGAGUCUUACCGUAAUCCCCUUGGCCACAUUGGCAUACAGCAGAACCACGUAUUUCUUCUACGCAUAUUAUGUGAUGAAGACUCUCACUGCCAUGGUUUGUGAAGGAAGUGUCCACUGCCUUGCUCUCGCCUAUGUGGCAGACAAUGUUCCGGAAGCGCGGCGAGCCUCGGCCUUUGGAAUUCUUUCAGGAAUUGGAUCGUCGGCGUUCGUUUGUGGAACACUCUCUACUCGUUUUCUUUCCACCGCCUCCACUUUCCAGGUUUCAGCCUCAAUGGCAGUUGUGGCCAUAGUAUACAUGAAGGUUUUCCUUCAGGACUCAAUCGUGGAUAAAAACCUCACUACUCCAAUAAUCUCUAACGGAAAGGGUAAAGUUUAUGUACAGAUUGAAAAUUCAAGUGAGAAUGAGCAGGUUUUUAGAACUAUGCCUUCCUUAGAGGAUAUGAUUUGCUUGCUUAAGAGCAGUGUUACGUUUACGCAAGCUGCCAUUGUUGCUUUUUUCAUCAACCUUUCGGAGGUUGGCCUUCAUGCUUCAUUAAUGUACUACUUAAAGGCACGGUUUCACUUCAACAAGAAUCAAUUUGCUGACCUAAUGGUAAUUUCUGGGAUUGCUGGCACCAUUUCGCAGUUGCUUCUCAUGCCUUUAUUGGCUCCUGCUUUAGGAGAGGCGAGGUUGCUUUCAGUAGGGCUCUUUUUUACAUGUAUACAUAUGUUUCUUUACAGCAUUGCAUGGUCCUUCUGGGUCCCUUAUGCUGCUGCCUUGCUCUCCAUUUUGUUCGUCUUUUCACAACCAUGCUUGCGGACUAUUGUAUCGAAGCAAGUUGGGGCUUGUGAGCAGGGAAAGGCUCAAGGAUUCGUUUCAGGUUUGGGCUCGUUAGCCAAUGUGGUUUCGCCCUUGGUUUUCUCUCCUUUAACAGCUUUGUUCCUAUCCGAAAGAGCACCAUUUCACUUCCCUGGUUUCAGUAUUAUGUGUGUUGGAUUUGCCUCGAUGAUAGCCUUGAUCCAGAGUAUGAUGAUGAGGGUGGCCCCUCCCAUUUCAAAUGAGAGAGCCAGUAAUUACAGCAAUGUGGAAGCCUAGGAGUGGCUCAAACUAUGACAGUUGCUUUCUGCCUUCAUAUUGUCAGUAUUUAUUAAGAAGUAAAAACCUCCCAUCUGUAUUUGUUUGUAUUAGGGGAGUAGUUCAUAUAUGAGGGUAGAAAUUCUUGAAUCAAAGUCAUUUCCUAGCUCUAUUUAUGCUCGGCGCCACAAGAUCUCAAGUAAUUGAUACCAUAGGUAGGGAGUUAAUCUCACUGGAGUACAAUUUAAGAGAGGAGGUUGAAGAUGCCGCCUAAAAUGUGGAAGUGGAUCAGUGAUAACUGCAGUGGAAUUUGUAUGAUAGCAAAAGCUCUGUUUGGUGUUGCGUAAUGGACUGCUUAUAUGUAAAUGUUUCGCCCAGAAAGGGGGGAAGGGAUAGCAAAACACAUUCUUGGUAUUAAUCAAGUAUAAUUUUGGUUUUGUUA